This is a messenger RNA of Theileria orientalis strain Shintoku, 1659 nucleotides long. RefSeq names its product CTP:phosphorylcholine cytidylyltransferase. Gene Ontology annotation, biological process: CDP-choline pathway. Lineage: Eukaryota; Apicomplexa; Aconoidasida; Piroplasmida; Theileriidae. Bases 1 to 1659 code for a protein of 552 amino acids. The transcript is spliced from 6 exons. The record is from RefSeq and is a predicted model, not a curated record. Gene Ontology annotation, molecular function: choline-phosphate cytidylyltransferase activity; phosphatidylcholine binding.
AUGCUGCAUCUAGGGCAGAUGAGGCAACUCGAACAGGCAAAAAAAAUGUUCAAAAACGUCCACCUGAUAGCCGGAGUCACAGAAGACGAUGAGACGAGGCGCUACAAGAGCCAUAUAGUGAACAGCAUGGAAGAAAGGGUGGAAAUGCUGAGGCACGUCAAGUGGGUGGACGAAAUAAUAGCGCCAUGCCCGUGGGUGAUAACCAGAAGCUUCUUCGAAAAGAACAACAUCGACUUCGUAGCCCACGACGACAUACCGUACACGGCAGUGCAGACGGUGUCGGACAAGGGGGCGGCCCUCGCUGGAGCUGGAGCCAGAGAAGGCGGGAAGAAGAUGGAGUCCGAGGACAUAUACAAGUGGCUGAAGGAAGAGGGGAAGUUCAAGGCGACGCACAGGACUGCGGGGAUCAGCACGACGGAAUGUGUGGUCAAAAUACUGCAGAACUACGAGGACUUCAUAGACAAGUUCCUGAAGAAUGGAAUGAAACCCUCAGAACUGAACAUUGACGUGACUAAGGCAACAUCGAUUUUAAUUAAAAAGAACAUAAAUAAGCUAGUGGACAAGUUAUUGCAUCAGAUAACGAAGAUCACCCUCACAGAUGAGCCUCUGGGGACUGGAUUUGACUACAGAGUGGAUGAACUGAGGUCUAAUCUUAUGAAAGCAUUGACGCUAUGGCUGAAGAAGUACAACAUCGCUCUGAGAACAUUUGUAAGGAUGAAUGAGCACUCGGAUCAUGAGCCAUUUGCACACAACGAUAACUUUAUAUCGCCUAAUGAUGAAGAAAAAAACACAGUAAAUUCCGAAAAGAUAGAAGUUAACAAUUGUUUAGACGCUGGUUCCUCAGAGUUGAAAUCGCCAGCACCAUCAAGCAAUCUUAACUUUAGCCCCGAAAACGCAAAGGGCACGAACUCUAAAUUAAGCUGCGAAAGUCAGCACACGGUAGUGUACACGUUCGGCGUAUUCGACCUGUUGCACUACGGACACGCACGCCACAUGGAGCAAGUAAAAAAGAUGUUCGAAAACGUGCACCUUAUAAUAGGAGUGUUAUCGGACGACGAUAGCAUCAGGUGCAAGGGGAGGUUGAUACAGCCACUCUCAAUCAGAGUGGCCACCCUGGAGCACAUAAGGUGGGUGGACGAGAUUGUUCCAAACUGCCCCUUCGAGCUAACAUCAGAAUUUAUCAAAAAGCACGGAAUAGACUACGUGUGCCUCAACAAAGACCCCUCAGUUGACACUUCAAGUCCAGUGUGGAACGAGCUCAGGAGAACGAACAGGGUGUUGAACAUUCCGAAGACGGUCUCCAUGUGCACGUCGAUUCUCAUGCUGAGCAUACUGCGCAACUACGAGCUGUACAUCCAGCGCUCACUGGACAGGGGUGUGGGAAGAAGAGAGCUCAGGUUGGGCUACGCAAAGGAGCGCUCGUUGAAGGUGAAAAAUUCCAUGAAGAGUCUCCAAAAGAAGUUGAACGGAGAGUUGGUUAAGGCGACCUUAACUGACAAGCACAUCGUAAGAGGUCACAAAUUCGACAAGAAUGUCGACGUUAUAAUCGAAAAGGUGAUUGACACAAUCGACAAUUGGAGGAGAGACUACGAUCACCUGAUAUCGGAGUUCGCAAAGUACUACAGAGGUCUCAUUAAAAGGGAUGAGAUUAACGUUUAA